This is a messenger RNA of Cannabis sativa, 1641 nucleotides long. RefSeq lists its product as uncharacterized. The coding region runs from base 1 to 1641 and encodes 546 amino acids. The record is from RefSeq and is a predicted model, not a curated record. NCBI's taxonomy places the organism in Eukaryota, Viridiplantae, Streptophyta, Magnoliopsida, Rosales, Cannabaceae. The transcript has 2 exons.
AUGACUCGUAUGGGCUUUGCUAGCAAAUGGGUUGAUCUCAUUAUGAGUUGUGUAUCUACAGUUCACUACACAGUUGUUCAUAACGGGCAUGUGAUUGACUCUGUCUCCCCAUCCAAAGGUAUCCGUCAGGGAGAUCCACUUUCUACUUAUCUUUUCAUUAUAAGUGUCGAAGGCCUCUCAGCUCUUAUCCAGAAAUUUGAAGCUAAUAGACUUAUUCAAGGAUGUCGUGUUCCUCAACAGGCACCUUCUAUAACACACAUGUUUUUCGCGGAUGACAGUUACUUAAUUUGUCAAGCCACACGAGGUGCUGCUGAUAGUAUCUCAAAUCUCCUGCAUAUCUUUGAAAAUGCAUCUGGCGAGAAAGUCAAUUACACAAAGUCUUCGAUCUUCUUCAGCCCCAAUACCGAUACUACCAGUCGUAAUAUGGUUUGUGCUACACUCCAUAUGUCUGAAGCUCUUGAAUGCAGUCUCUAUCUAGGCCUUCCAAAUAUUAUAGGCCGCAACAAGAAUGUUGUGCUUGGCUUUAUUAAAAAUAAAGUCAUUGCUCGAAUUAAUAGCUGGGAUGGUAAGUUUCUUUCUCGUGCUGGGAAAGAAAUCUUACUCAAAACAGUCAUACAAUCUUUGCCAACAUAUGCUAUGAGUGUUUUUCUUCUUCCGAUUGGUACUUGCAAUGAGAUAGAAAAAUUGAUGGCUAGUUUCUGGUGGAAGACAAACUCCAGUAAAGGGCGAGGUAUUAUCUGGAUGUCGUGGGAUCGCUUAGCAACUCCUAAAGAAGAAGGUGGAAUGGGAUUUAGGCAUCUCCACGACUUUAAUCUUGCCAUGCUUGCCAAACAAGGUUGGCAAUUAUUGUGUAAGCCCGACUCUCUUGCUGGUAGAAUCUACAAAGCAAAGUACUUCCCAAAUUCUGAUUUCAUUUCAUCUGAUCUCGGACAUAACCCAAGCUUUGUGUGGCGUAGUAUUUGGGGUGCUAAGGAUUUGGUUCGGCUUGGGGUUGCUCGAGUUAUUGGUGAUGGUACAAGUACUAAAAUUUUGGGUUCUCCUUGGCUACCAUCAACAAGUAACAAAUAUGUCUCUUCUACUCAUCCUGGGCUUAGCACACACACUGCAAGUUCCCUAUUUACACCAAACAUGUUAUGUUGGGAUGCUGGAGUAGUUCGUGAUUUGUUUUCUCCCCAAGAAGUUGAUCUAAUUCUCAACAUUCCACUAAGUUCUACUGCUAGACCUGACUGCUGGUCUUGGACAGCAGAACACAACGGAAAGUUUACUGUAAAAACAACUCUUUGUUGGGCCUUGUGGAAAGCUCGAAAUAAAGUUUUCUGGAAUAAACAUAAGUCUACUGUCAAAGAAGUUCUGGCCAAUUCUUCUAUUACUUUUGAACAUUGGAGGAAAGCUCAAAAUAAAAGUGCUCUUUUAACACUGUCGUUUAGCAAUAGUGAUGAAGGGGCUGAGCUUUGGACACCACCUGCAACAAACAACCUCAAGAUAAAUGUAGAUGCGGCCCUUUAUCAACAAGACAACUCUUAUGGCUAUGGAGUAGUGGCGAGGGAUCAUUUAGGUAGGUUCUUAGAGGCCAAAACAUGCCAUUGUAAUGGCACCUACCCUUCCGAAGUGAUUGAAGCUUUGGGGUCAAGGAAGCUCUAA